AUGGAUGUGAUAGUGGAGGGUACCCGUACAAUGCAAGUAGAAAAACUACUAAGAGAAAGAGACAUAUCCUUCGAUGUGGUGACGAAUGAUAUUACGUCACUAGUGGGUCCGCCUCGUCGUGUCCGAAGUCCUGUGUUGUCACCGCGUAUGCGUUCACCAAUUAAAAAAAGUCUCGACUGGAAAGAUUUUUACCCUUUGAAUGUUAUUUACGAUUUCCUCGAUGCAUUAGAGCGCCAAUACCCGUCGAUUUGCACGGUAACCGUUAUUGGCAAUACAGUGGAAGGCAGGGAUGUCAAGAUGUUGAAAAUUUCAAAUAGUAACGCUAGAAAUACAGCUGUUUGGCUGGACGGGACAAUACACGCUAGAGAGUGGAUCAGUACGUCAGUCGUAACGUACAUAGCCGAUCAUAUCGCUAGAAGUUUUAAUACGUUACCUGAUUAUAUUACUAAUAAGGACUGGUUUUUCGUUCCUGUGGUAAAUCCGGACGGCUACUAUCAUACGCAUACGGUCGAUCGAAUGUGGCGAAAAAAUAGAGCUCGAUUUGGAAAUACCAUUACUGGUGUUGAUUUGAAUAGAAAUUUCGGACUAAACUGGGGUAGGAAUGGUAAUACAGAAUGUGCCUCGGGAGAUCCGAACCAUUUAAACUAUCGCGGAACUGAAGCUUUUUCUGAACCAGAAACGGCAGCUAUUAAGGACAUCAUUUUGUAUUCGGGGGUACCUUUCAAAAUAUUUCUAACAUUUCACGCAUACAGUGAACUAAUAUCAUUCCCAUGGUGCUAUACCUCGGAUCCUUGUCCGGAUUACGUUAAUUUAUUGGAAGGAGGUACCGCCAUGGCUAAGGCUAUUUAUGAGACGAGCGGCCGAAUGUACAAAGUCGGUAAUUUUAAAGACAUCAUGUAUUACGCAAGUGGCACAAGCAUAGAUUGGAGCUACGGAACUGCUCGUAUACCAUUUACGUACCUAAUCGAAUUGAGAAGUAAAAAGGAUAGAUUUUUACUACCCAAAGAAGAAAUUCAAGAUUGCUGUAAAGAGGUGCUGAACGGGGUCAAGGCAUUAGCCGAGUUCGUUGACAAAAAGAAAUGUCGCAAUUGCAAUGUUCAUUUCAAAAAGAACCCACAGUGA
Molecule: messenger RNA, 1122 nt
Organism: Bombyx mandarina (wild silkworm)
Lineage: Eukaryota; Metazoa; Arthropoda; Insecta; Lepidoptera; Bombycidae
Product: carboxypeptidase B
Biological process (GO): proteolysis
Molecular function (GO): zinc ion binding; metallocarboxypeptidase activity
Source: RefSeq, a predicted model, not a curated record